UUAUAUAUAACUUUACGUAAUCUUUUGUAUUGAAUAUUUAUGAAAUUCUAGUUAUGUAUUUCAUACGAAUCUUCUCUUUAUUUAUAUUAUCCGAAAUACAUUCCAUAUCAAAUGUGCAAAGUAAAGACAACAAUAUUACAAGGAAUAUAACGAAUAUAAAUCAAACACCUAAUACGACGCCAAGAAUAGUUUCAUCAAAGCGACGGCUAGAUAGAGUGACUCAGAAACGAUACGAAAUUAUCAAUGUUUUAUGGAGGAAAACGAAGAUCUUUGAAGACGUCGACAUUCCUAUUGAAAAUAGCACAAAACGGUCUAAAAAAGAAAAAACACUUUCACAAAUUGUUACCAACACUCCUUUAAGAAGGACAACUACUGGUACUCCUAGUUACAUAGAGUUCUACUAUUCAGAUCUAAAUGAUGAGAGGAUUAAAAGAAGAAAUUUAGAUACAAAAAUUAAAAAGGAUAACAUUAAUAUAGAGACUCGUUCCGUUUUAAAUUCACCAGUGUUUUUGUUUCACGUGCAGUAUGAAACGUGUACAUCCACAAAAAAUACUAAGCAUAGAUCUGAAAAAGCUCCUCUGAGAAACAAUUUGAAACGGAGUCAAUUUCUAGAUUCACUAAAGGUAUCAAUGAAGAAAUUUGACGAUGAAACCUGCCCCGUAACAACGAAAGCCUCCGAAAUAGUAAACCGUACUAAAAAUAUUGAUAUUUUAAAACAUUCUCCAUUGUCCACGGCAUAUGAUAAAAUAAAAUUUUUCGAAUUAUAUGACAGCGACACUCCAACGCCCAAAAGCGAAAUGUUCCUACCAAAUAUUGAUGACGAUGAGAAAAUAUUGUUAGAAGAUAUACAUUUUAAUAUAAAACAUCAAAACAAAACGAGAUAUGUAAAAAAGCAUAUUGAUACGCCGAAGCCAACUGGAAGUGAUAGUGAGAAUGAUUCUCCAGAAAUUGUUAUAACAAACAUUCCGACACAACGUGUUAAUACAACAAAGGAUUUCCACAGUCGGUCGGCGCAUUGGUCUGAAUUUCCGUUCAUUGCUCUCUAUGUGUAUGAACCCACUCAGGUUCGUUGUGAUGCGGCGGCAUUAAGCCCACAUUGGCUGUUGGCAUCUGGUUCUUGUUUAUUUAGACAUUACAAGAGCUAUUCGGUGAAUGGCCAGUCUGCAUAUGUAGCUUAUUGCACGGAUAAUUGGAGGAACUCUGAACGAAUAUCCUAUGUAAGGCGAAGCUUCGUUCAUCCUCGCUUCUACUUGAAGGAUACAAGGCGAUAUCUAUAUAAUAUUGGUGUUAUUGAAGUUGUGAAUUCAAUGUCUGAAACAUGUAAUGGAUGGGCACCGGUGUCACUGAUGUCUCAUCAAAUGGCCCACACCCAAGGGAUUAGAGGAGUGGCUGUAGGAUGGAGUCUGGACAGAAAAUCGCACAAAAAGCCCAACGUGUAUUGCCUGUCACUAUCAACAUCCGAUAAAAUUGAGAAUCCUAUGAACGGAAUGCUAUUGAUUGGUGGGAAACUGAUUGCUCUGUACUCACAGGAUGAGCUAAGUCCCUCGGGAGAGCAAUCAGCGCUGUACACUGGCGUCUGGCGUCACAUUCCUUGGUUACUCGAUAUUGCAAGGGAACCAGACGAUUUUAUGCCUGCAUAGCAUAAUAAAU
Pieris rapae (cabbage white) is the source of this 1650-nucleotide messenger RNA. RefSeq lists its product as uncharacterized. The record is from RefSeq and is a predicted model, not a curated record. Bases 54 to 1640 code for a protein of 528 amino acids. Lineage: Eukaryota; Metazoa; Arthropoda; Insecta; Lepidoptera; Pieridae. The transcript has 5 exons.